Ceraceosorus bombacis is the source of this 3832-nucleotide messenger RNA. The record is from the annotation of a GenBank genome assembly. NCBI's taxonomy places the organism in Eukaryota, Fungi, Basidiomycota, Exobasidiomycetes, Ceraceosorales, Ceraceosoraceae.
AUGGUGACACUUGUCAAGCGCUCCUUGAGCUUCAGCGCUCUGCUGAGCACCCUUCUACUGAUAUGUCUGCUCUCACAGCACCUUCAGCCUGCGUCCGCGCUCGCCAUUCCUCACCCAAUAGCUCAAAGUGACACUGAGAUCGCCGCUCGUCAAAAUUCGGGACAAGGUGCGGUGAGGUGGGACGGUACUAGCUUGUUCAUCGCCGGCACUCCCAUCACUCUGUGGAGCGGCGAAAUUCACCCUUGGCGCCUUCCUGUUCCAGGUUUGUGAGUUGGCUUCCCUCUUCCACCAGCCGCGUCGUCUCUCACAUCAGCUUUCUUGAUGCCGACAGGUGGAGAGAUGUUCUGCAGAAGUUAAAGGUGAACUUUCUUGCAUCGGCGCGCUUUCACAGGCCGCUCAGCGGGCUCACGUAUUUCACUUUCUCGCUCGCAGAGCGGAGGCUUCAAUGCCAUCUCCAUUUAUACCCAUUGGGGCCUCACAAUGCCGGCCAACGAUGCCAGUUCGAUCUCUCAAAAGGGCUUCAACGACAUUGCUCACUUUCUUGACACCGCACGCGAUGUCGGUCUGUUCGUCAUCGUUCGCCCAGGACCCUACAUCAACGCUGAGACGACCGGCGGAGGCAUGCCUGGCUGGGUGCAAAAUCUCAAUGCGACGCUACGCACGACCGACGAUGCGUAUCGACGAGCAUGGACGCCUUACUUGGACGCCGUCGUGGAUGUCACAAAGCCACGCCAGGUCAAGCUGGGUGCAGAUGGCAAGCUAGACACGUCCGCAGGCUCCGUCAUUGCUGUCCAAGUGGAGAAUGAAUUCCAGGACAAACUCAACGGAGCGUACAAAGCUCAUUUCGACGAGCUGAUAGCGUACUACAAGGGCAAAGGUUUGGAGGUGCCGCUAACCUUUAACUCGCUAGAGGGUCGCAACGACUUUCAAAGCGAUGAGUCGCUGGACAUUUGGGGCGUAGACUCCUACCCCCAAGGUUUCGACUGUGGCUCGCCCAGCAAAUGGAGUCCUACAAAGAACUACACUGAGAGCACACACGUGCGCUCCAGUAAUCCCAACUUCAUUCCAGAGUUUCAGGUAAGUGCGCGUCCUCCGGAUGCGACACGCAGAUGGAUCUUUGAUCGUACAGUUGUUCCUCGCCGCAUCAGGGAGGGUCGUACGACCCCUUCGGCGGCUACGGUUACCAAGCUUGUGCACAGCUCACUGGGCCGGAUUUCAUUCGAGUCUUUGACAAGGAUGUUCUGUCUCAGGGUCUGAAAAUGAUCUCGCAGUACAUGGGAUGUGAGUGCCGAGUGGACCUCAGCAGGUAUUUUGCUAGCCGCUGACCUGCCCAUGAGAACCCGCUAUCCAGACGGCGGUACCAAUUGGGGACACUUGGCAUUCGGUGGUCUCGUCUAUACUUCAUACUCAUACGCAAGUAGCGCACAACUCGCGUGUCUAUUAGCUUUGCACUGACAACGAACGGUUUCAUCUUCGUGCGCGCAGGGUGCAUCCUUGGCGGAAAAUCGCAUCAAGCUCGACAAGCUCUACGAGAAUGCUCAGCUCGGACGCUUCCUUGCCUCGUUUCCUGCGUUCAGUCGAGCCACUCUCAGGUCACGACAAGCAACCAACGGUAUCCUGGUCAGCGAACUACGAGAUGGAGAUUCUGGAUUCUAUGUGGUCCGUCAUGAAGACUCCACCUCGACUCAGACGAGCAGCUUCAAGCUCGACGUUCAGACGAUUGGUGGUCAAUUCAAGAUUCCACAAGAGAGCGAAGGCAUUUCCUUGCUCGGCCGCGACUCUGUCAUCGUUCCGGUAUCUCGAGUGCUGAGCGCUUCCAAGGCGACCUUGCUCUACUCCACCGCAGAUGUGAGCGUCGUGUCCGUCAUAGAUGGCCGUGACGUGGUGCUCGCGCAUGGACAUGCCGCACAACAACACGAGCUGCUGCUUCAGUCUAACGGCGACAAGCUAGCGACCACAGCGCAAGUAGACGGCGUGACGGUGAAAGAUACCGACAAGGGCUUGCUCAUCACUUGGAAAGCUGUCGCAGGUACUGCCGCUUCGUACGUCCCGCUCACGGCAGGCGACAACGAUCUGUUGUUGAUCCUCAGUUCCACAGAGGCCGCCUACCUCUCGGCACCGAUGUCGACCGCUCCUGCAGGGAGUCUCGAGUACAUUACAGGAUUUGGAGAGCAUGUGCUCAUCAGCGGUCUGUAUCACGUUGCAAACGCCACGGUGGACGGAUCGACGCUUCGCAUCGUUGGUCAAGUCAAUGCCACGACGACGGCGCUAGAGGUGGUCGCGCCAGCAGCUGUGACGGCCCUCACAUUCAACGGGGCUGAGGUCAAGACGACACGCACCGAUUACGGCUCGCUCAAGGGAACGUUGUCCGGUCCAUCUGAUGCGGCGAAAAGCUGGAAAGCGCCCGCUCUACAAGGAUGGAAAUCUGCCGACAGUCUGCCGGAAAUUGCGUCCGACUUUGAUGCGUCGAAAGGUGCGCAGCUCGGAUAUCGAUCGCGGCUUCAAGCGCGCUUCCACUGAUGCCUGCCUGCCUCUGAGAAUAUAGAUUUCAUCGCAGCGAACCUGACGAGUACUCCCAAUUCGUGGUUCGAAGCCAACGCGACAAAUGGCACCGUACUUUUUGUGAGCUUCGCGAACCUUCUCGUCAUUAUGGAAUGCGCUCUUAGAUAAUUUUCCACGCGCCACACCAUACCUGCGCCAUCACAGGCAGAUGCGUACGGCUUCCAUGCCGGCAACGUGAUCUGGCGGGGAAGCGUCGAGGGAGGCCAAAGCCGACCGACCGGACUGCAAUUGAGCGUGCAAGGAGGCAAGGUGAGGAAUUUUGAAAUUUGCAAACGCAAUUCGUCAUGUGCUGACGCGUACCGUCUCCGGCCUCAAAGUUCUUUGCCGCCUCGAUCUGGCUCAAUCAGACAUUCCUGGGGUCUUUGGAAGGCAGCUCUUCGGUGGAUGUCGCCAACGCCACCUUUGUGAGCGCAAAGUUGACACGCCAUCACCGUCGCUCGGCUGACAAUUCGUCCUCUCGUGUUGCCUUGCAGAGUUUCGACGCCCUCCCGGCUGGCAAGAGCAUUCUGACGGUCCUGCAGGACUCGACAGGCUUGGAAGAGGCAUCAAGCGACAACACCAUCGUGCCGAAUGCGCUCCCUCGGGAAGUGGCAAAGAAGCCUCGCGGCAUCACAAACUUUAGGUGGACCGGAGCUCAGAACGAUGCGCAGCCUCGAGUGGAGUGGAGCAUUGCUGGUAAUUUCGGUGGAGAACGCUACCCCGACAAGACGCGCGGACCAUUGAAUGAAGGUGGACUGUACGGGUGAGUGGGCCAUGUGAGAGCAAGAGGAGAGAGAGGGAUCGCCAGCUGACUCUGACGCGCGCUCUCAGCGAGAGACAAGGCUGGCAUCUCCCCGGAUUCGACGACAGCAAGUGGGAGGCGCACGAGCUCAGCGCAGGUCUCACUGCCCCAGGCGUCAAAUUCUUCCGCACAAGCGUCGACCUGGACGUGCCGACAGGCCACGAUCUUCCCCUCUCGCUCGUCUUUUCCAACGACGGGGGAACAGACUCCCAAAAUUCUCGCCCCACGUCCAGAUUUCUCCUCUUCGUCAACGGUUGGCAAUUCGGUCAAAGACUGACAAGGUGGGGACCUCAGACCGUCUUUCCAAUCCCUCCUGGAAUUUUGGACCCGCGUGGAAAGAACGAGAUAGCGGUUGCGGCUUGGGCAGUCGACGAAACCGGCGCAAAGGCAUCGCUUGCCUUCCAAGUCGACGAUGUGUUCGCUGGUGACGUCGACUAUGCUCUCGUUAACCCGUCCAUUGAGACUGUUCGCGGUGCACCGUCUGCAUAA